CAGUGAGCUCAUAAUGUGAAAAUACAUUUCCUUAAUUUCUGAAGAUAUGUGGAAGUAAAGAGAAGGUUUUCUUAACUUCGAGUCCUGAAUUCCCAGUCAAGAUUCUCAAGAGGAUCGUCGCAUCCCUCGCAUGUGUCAAAACUCAAAAGGGAGCCAUCUGUUCAAAACAAACCGUUCUCCACGUGAAGCAAGUAAAUAGGCUAAAUCAGUUGUACUACCUAUUUACGUUGAUAAACAGUAAUUUAGUAAGACAGUUAUUAAAAAUAUAUUGAUAAGGAAAUUAUACUCAUUAGUUUAAAGUCAUCAAGGUUUAGGUGCUUUCUGUGGCAACAGGAAAUAUGGUUAAAGUGCCCCUCGAUGAUUGUGAUACUGCUGAGAAAAUGGCUGAUCAUAAACCAAAGAAAAAGAAGAGGCACAGUGAUCAGUCUCUUGACAGUAGUGCUUUAGCUACUGAAGAACAGAAAAAUUUAGUUUUAGAUGUCAUAUCACCAAAUGAUGAAGGAAGCUCCAUAACUCCUACGAAAACUAAAAAGAAGAAGCGUUCUUAUGAUCCACAUAAUACUACAGAUAUUCCAGACCUCAAGGAAAAUGGCAUAAAUAAAGAAGCUAAUGGUGAUAUUGUGGGUGAAGAAGUUGUUGAUGAAAAGAGUUGUGAAACUAAACAUAAAAAGAAGAAAAAGAAACACGUUGAAGAAAGUGAUGAGGUCAUUAAUCCAUUUACCAAGGAAAUACAGGGUAGUCCAGCGGUAAUGGCAGGGGAAGUGCUGGGUGAAAGUGAACAGAAAGAAAAUCAUGAGUUGGCUGUGGAAAGUGAAGACGGGACACCUCACACGAAGAAGAAGAAAAAAGAAGGAGAGAGAAUCUUCUGACCAAAAAAUGGAGCAUGUGACACCUGAUGCUAAUGAUGAACUAUUUACUCGGGAAAAGAUUAAUGAUGAAGAGUCACGCACUGCUGGAGGAUGUUCUGUAGCUGAUCAAGUUAAGGAAAAGAGAAAAUCUAAGGUAUCAAAGAGCAAGUUGAUUCCUGAGGUGGUGAAUGACGUGACAACAGAGCCCCUUAACAUUAUGGGUACUGCAGAACAAGUGCCAGAGGAAGAGACAAUUCGAAAAAAGAAAAAGAAGAAGCGUAGUGAUAAAUCUUUUGAAGAAUUUGCUCCUCCAGAUACUGCUGGAGGAGAAGGUGAUGUUUCAACUGUUACUUCACAGAGUGAUGCAGGAAGCUGCAUCUCCUUAAAAUCUAAAAAGAAAAGGCAUUCAUGUGAUGCCUAUGACUUUGGAGAUAAUGCAGAUAAUUUGGACGCUCAAGAAAGUGAGGUAAAACACAAAACUAAGAAGAAGAAGAAACGUUCCCUUGAUGCUGAUGUAUUAGUAGAAAGUACAAGUAAAGAAGACACUGAAGCAAAUGAGCACGAACAGUUUCAUAGUGUAGAUGACAGUGCAGUUGAUGAAGAAGGCUGUAAAACACCAGGCAAAAAGAAUAAAAAGAAAAAAAGAAAAAUUAAAGAUUUAGAAGAAAGCACAGAGCAGAUAAAGAGUGAUGAUAUGGAGAUAGCUCAAACAUUUAGUUUUAAUUUUAGUAUUAAUGGUGAAAGUUUAGGUGCUGAGAAAAAGGAGGAAAUUUUGGAAAAUGUGCAGAGUGAAAGUGAACAAAAGAAAGGAAAUUAUGUAGCCAGCUUCAGUGACAUAGGUUCACCACACAAGAAGAAGAGAAGAAAAGAAAGAGUAUCCUUUGCGCAGGAUAUACCUGAAAUGGAUGAAUUUACACCAGAAAUGGAGCCAAGGAUACCAGAUUGGGAGGGAAGUAAGCAGGAAAUGAGUCAAGAGGUACCAGAAAUGGAAGGAAGGGUAUCAGAUCAAGAGAUGUCAGAAGGAAGUGAAGGAUUACCAGAAAAUAUGGAUGAGUUGGCACCUGUAGAGGACGAGGAUGGUUAUGGAAGAUCUCAAAGAGCUGAAGGAUUCACUAUUGUUGAUAAAGUGAAAAGGAUAAGAAAAACUGAGGUUGAUCGUGUUUUACCUGAAUGGCUUUCAAAUCCUACGACUGUAAGCACGAAUCUUGCAGAAGGUAUUCCUGUGGAAGAUAUGGCAGGGUUUGACCCAUUCUUCUCAAAGUGCCUCCGCAGUGAACAUAUUAAAAAGUUCUUUCCCAUUCAAGUUGCUGUUAUUCCUGAGCUCUUAUCCAGUUCAAAUCCUGUGUCAAUGAGGUUUCGACCAAGAGAUGUAUGCAUAUCAGCACCAACUGGGAGUGGAAAAACCCUGGCAUAUGUCCUACCUAUUGUACAGGCUCUUCGGAAGCGUGUGGUACCUAAAUUGCGUGCUCUGAUUUUACUUCCAACACAAGAACUUGCUGUGCAGGUGCACAAUGUAAUAGAGAAGUUUGUAAGAUUUACCAACCUGCAACUAUGCUUAGCAGUUGGAAAACAUAGCUUUAAGAAAGAGCAAAAUAGUUUGGUGUUCCAAGAUUCUUCCGGUAUCUGUUCAGCUGACAUUUUAAUAGCAACACCAGGAAGACUUGUCGAUCACAUUAACUCCACUGUGGGACUCACCUUCCAGCAUUUGCGGUUUUUAAUAGUCGAUGAAGCUGAUCUUUUUCUUAGUGCAAGUGGUGGACACAUGAUGCUAAAAAUUGAGCAGCUGAAGAAACAUAUACAUAGAGCACUUCCUGAUAAUAGUCUCAUUUGUGGUGGAUUCUGUUUAAGGGAUUCCAUCACUUUACCCGAGUUCUAUAUGCAGCAGGUGUUAGUUUCAGCAACUUUGCUGCAUGAUCCAGAACAGCUUAAAGUAUUAGAUUUAUAUCGACCAAAACUUUUUGUGGCAAGAAAUGAAGAUGGAAUUAAUAAAGGAACUGUUGUGCCGUAUUUGCGUCCAGAAGAGUUGAGAGAAGAAUAUGUCUUUGUUGAACCUUCCUUAAAGCCUUUAGUCCUUUAUCAUCUGAUUCAUAAACAUAAAUUACGCAGAGUUCUAGUGUUUACCAAGUCAACAAUGUCCACUAAAACUUUAGCUAUUUUUCUUUCUGCAAUGUCAAGUCAUUACAAGAUAGCCAAAAUCUCUUCAAAAGAAAGUAAUCGGAAGGAAAUUGUGGCCCAAUUUUCUAGGGGAAAAAUUGAUGUACUCAUUGCCAGUGAUGUUAUGGCUCGUGGUUUAGAUCUCACCCGCAUAAACCAGGUAGUUUCCUAUGAUGUGCCUUCAGUCCAGAAUUAUGUGCACCGCAUCGGUAGGACUGGUCGAGCUGGCAAACAGGGUUUUGCACUUUCUCUUGUUGAAAACACAACAGAAGUAAAGAGGGAUUUCAAGGCCAUACUCAACAGCUGUCAAGACAGAUUACAUAAAAUUGAAGUACCUGAAAAGGAACUUUACUGUUACGACUCACAGUAUCAGGCAGCCCUAGCAACCCUAAAGGAGACUCUGUCUAAAGAGAAGAAGACUGUGAGGGCUACUAAAUUAAAGACAAAACUUGAAAGAAUAGGGAAAUCAAAGACAAAAGGAAAAUAAAAUGGAACUACUGUACAGAAAGAUGUAGUAAUGAUAAUGUUUUUAACCCGAUAAUUUUAUAUAGUACUAAGUAAAUACAUAAUUGGUUUUUACUGUUUGUUGAAGUUGACCGUGUCAAGUUUAUGCAUUUAAUAAAAUCUUGAGCCAUA
This is a messenger RNA of Macrobrachium nipponense, 3638 nucleotides long. RefSeq names its product ATP-dependent RNA helicase DDX51-like (gene Dbp73D). The coding region runs from base 793 to 3489 and encodes 898 amino acids. Gene Ontology annotation, cellular component: nucleus. The record is from RefSeq and is a predicted model, not a curated record. The transcript has 10 exons. NCBI's taxonomy places the organism in Eukaryota, Metazoa, Arthropoda, Malacostraca, Decapoda, Palaemonidae. Gene Ontology annotation, molecular function: nucleic acid binding; ATP binding.